AUGAAUAUAUUUGCAGAUUCUGAGGAGGAAGACAAUAACCCAUUCAGCGGGACGAACCAUCUUUAUGCCUCUGGCAUUGCUGCCGUAGCUGAUGGUGAAGAUGAUUUCAUCCCUAAGGGCAUCUUUGUGGAAGAGGAGGAGGAGGACGUCAGUGAAGUUGACAGUGGUCGCGAUAAAAGUGCUGUAAGCCACAAGCAAGAUGACGAAGUUCAUGACGAGUCUUUCGGAGCCAGUUCUUUGACUGCGAAUGCACCAUUUGAGCCUUAUGUGUCACUAUCUAUGUCGAUGGCCAACGGGAAUGCGGGUGCUGCCUUACCAGAGGAUAAUGCUGUGAUUAGCAUCCCCGAAGCUGGUGAUUACAAGGAUCCCUGGGGGAAACACGCCAUUGGCUACGUCAUCAAGUACCAGGGCAAGGAGAUUAUCAGAAGAUAUUCUGAAUUUGACACACUGCGACAGGCAUUGAUAAGAUUGUUGCCGACAAUAGUGGUUCCGCCUAUUCCCUCGAAACAUCCGUUGAUCAAGUACUUUCUAAGUCCUUUAUCAGUCGAGAACGACUCGAGGAUCAUAGAGAAGAGAAAAAGGAUGUUGGGGUCGUUCCUGAAUAACUGCCAUGCUAUAUGCGAAAUCAGGGACCAUAUAGUAUUCGCCAAGUUCCUGAAUCCGGAGUAUUCGUGGAAGAAUGUCUUGAACUCCCCACCAAUCGUGAUUUUACCAAUGAACAAUCUGCUGGCGCCACCUUUGAAUCCGACGAAACCAAGCCCGCUACAUCUAUUGCUGCCAGCUCAAACGGCGUUAUCAAGGCUGGAUCCGAAAGCGCACAAUGGGAGCAGCAUUGAGCUGGAGACGAAAUUUGCUCACCUGGAAGGGUAUCUAGCGAAAUACAAACAAGCGCUACAGCCUCUGCACAGGAUUCUUAGACAGCAUCGACUUCAUUUUCGCAAUUUAUCGGCGUUGUUCUCUGAGCUCGGGGCCUACUACAAUGCGUUCAGCUUGGAAGGUAAUGUCAUCACAUCGAAAUUGUCAGCCGCCCAAAUAAAACCGCUCUCAAACGGGAUAGAGAAGAUAGGACACGGAUUUGAUGUUAAUUAUGUGAGCUCCGAAAUCUUGGUUGAGAAAUUACUGACAGUGCUGGAAGAGCCAGCGAGCGAGAUACUGCAAUUUCUUGAGGAAUCACAAAGGGUACUUCUUUUCAGGAAGCUGAAGAAGUUGCAGUAUCAAAUAAUAGAAAAUACUCUGGCUAAAAGAGAGGCUCGAAUAAAGAGCUUGAAAGAGACUCAACAUCAGUUGCAAAGACUCGAAGAGGCCUUAUUGCAAAACGCAAGAGAAUCUCCAACGAUUGCCAAAGCCGUCAAGCAUCGAGAAUCUGGUAACCUCAGCGAAAAUGCAGACCAGAUUGAAUCUCAAAAUGCCGAGUCUGAACAACAGAAUCUAGGGCCCACGCAAUCCUCCCAUACGCAGCCGCCGAAGCCGAGGAAAAGAGACAAAGCCAGAAGAUCUGCUCGCUCAAGUGACAUGGAACCUCAUCUGUUGACCGAAGAAGAGAGACAAGAAGAGAUACAAAGGCUAUACAAAGAAGUUGAAAAACUAAACGAUUGUUUUGCGCUUAUUAAGAAAGACAUGGACGAAGUUAACCAAUCCUCGCUACGAAGCUUAUCUGCUCUAGUCGAAUACAUUGACAGGAAAUGGACUGUGAUGCUUAAAGAUUUCGCAAAAGCUAUGGUUUGCUGGCUAAGAGAGUGCUUAAACGCAUGGCAAAACGCAAGGCAGAUCGUCAGUGGCAUCGAGCCCUGA
This is a messenger RNA of Torulaspora globosa, 1791 nucleotides long. It is a transcript of the gene SNX41, whose product is annotated as Snx41p. The record is from RefSeq and is a predicted model, not a curated record. Gene Ontology annotation, biological process: retrograde transport, endosome to Golgi. NCBI's taxonomy places the organism in Eukaryota, Fungi, Ascomycota, Saccharomycetes, Saccharomycetales, Saccharomycetaceae. Bases 1 to 1791 code for a protein of 596 amino acids. Gene Ontology annotation, molecular function: phosphatidylinositol binding. The transcript has a single exon.